UUUUUUUCAGCGCCGCCACCGAUUUGGGGACUGCCGCCGCCACCACCGAUAACACCGGGACUGCGACCACCGCCGGCAACGCCCACACCAACACCGCCUCCGCCGCCACCACCACGUGGUUUUCCACGGAUGCCACCACCAUUCCCUCCGCCACCAGUACAGGGUCGCCCACCAUUUCCACCUCCACCGCCACCUGUGCGGAUGAUGCGUCCACCGCCACCCCCCAUCAUGCGUCCUCCUCGGCCACCACCACCUCCUACUUCGACGCCAGCAGCACCUGCACCAUCCUAAAAUAUUUUGCUUGGAACUUCCUUCUGUUUGCUUGUUGA
This is a messenger RNA of Gongylonema pulchrum, 329 nucleotides long. The record is from the annotation of a GenBank genome assembly. Lineage: Eukaryota; Metazoa; Nematoda; Chromadorea; Rhabditida; Gongylonematidae.